AUGGAAAGAGACGAGAAUUCCCUCACAGAUGCCUUGGGUUUCGGUGGCGAUAGCGGUGGCGACCGACCUCUAGCCGCGCAAUUCUCCAACACCCUCCCAGACUUCCCUCCGGAACUGACCCAGCCAGCCGGUUGCUCUCACAGCCCCAGAGCUCCGUCCGUGGCGUUCGCCGAGCUCCUGGACUGAGCGGGGGGCGUGGGCCUCUUCCAGGCCCUGAAGGUUCUCACUCUCUUCCUUCCCUCCGUCUUGGUGCCCUCCCACAUACUCAUUGAGAACUUCUCGGCCGCCGUGCCCAGCCACCACUGCUGGGCGCCCCUCCUGGACAACAGCACCGCCCAGGCCGGGGUCCCCGGGGCCCUGGGCCCCAAGGACCUCCUGACCGUCUCCAUCCCCCCGGGCCCCAACCACGAGCCCCACCGGUGUCGCCGCUUCCGCCAACCCCAGUGGCAGCUCCUGGACCCCAACGGCACGGCCACCAACUGGAGCGAGGCCGCCACGGAGCCGUGCGUGGACGGCUGGGUCUACGACCGCAGCACCGUCACCACCACCAUCGUGUCAGAGUGGGACCUAGUGUGUGACCACAAAGGCCUGAAGCCCAUCGGCCAAUCCCUCUUCAUGACCGGGAUGCUGAUAGGGUCCUUCUUCUGGGGCCUCCUCUCCAACCGGUUUGGGCGGAAGUGGAUACUGAACUCGUGUUAUCUACAAAUGGCUUUGGCCAACACCGGCGUGAUCUUCGUUUCCCAUUUCUUCAUCUACUGUGGCCUCCGGGUUCUGAGCGCCUUUGCAAUAUCCGGCAUCAUCAUGACCUCGGGGAUGCUUCUGGUGGAGUGGACCACGACCCACAGGAGGGCUGUUACCGUGACAAUCCUGGGAUGCUUCUACAGCCUGGGCCAGAUGGCCCUGGGGGCCCUGGCCUUCACCCUGCGGGACUGGCGCACCCUCCUGGUGGCCGUGUCGACACCCUUCUUUGCCAUCUUUCUGAUAUGCUGGUGGCUUCCAGAGUCUGCCCGAUGGCUCAUUAUCACGGGCGAACCAGAGCAAGGGCUGCAGGAGCUCCACAAGGUGGCCAAGAUAAAUGGCCACAAGGAAGCCACAAAGUCACUAACCGUAGAGGAGCUGAUGACCAGCAUGGAGGAAGAGUUGACCUCUGCGAAGGGCCGCAGGUCUGUGCUGGAACUGUUUCUCAUGCCCACGCUCCGCUGGCGGACCUGCAUCAUGUCCCUGGUGUGCUUCUCCCAAGUGACAUCCUACCAGGGGCUGGUCCUUGACCUGCAAAACCUGGGGAAGGACAUCUUCCUCCUCCAGGCUCUCUUUGGAGCCGUGGACCUACUGGCCCGGUGCAUCACAGCUUUCUUGCUCAGUUUCUUGGGCUGCCGCACAACCUUGGCCAGCUUCCGGGUUAUGGCUGGCCUCUCCAUACUGGCCAACAAACUGGUCCCACAAGAUUGGCAGACCCUGCACAUGGUCUUUGCUGUGCUGGGAAAGGGAUGUUUUGGCAUCAUCUUUUCCUGUGUCUCGGUCUACAAGCCUGAACUCUACCCGACUGCACUGCGAACCUUCUGUUCGGGUGAAAUCUUAGAAGAACCCUCAGCGAGACCAAGAGCUGCCCUAGUGAAGUGCCCUCCGUCCCCCCACUUGCUUCCCACUGUCCCCUCCCUGCCCCAAGAGAGCCCUGAGUCACCUUGCAACAACCCAAGGGCACCACGGGCCACAGAUGGAAAACCGGUGGUGGACCCCGACACCGUCCAGGACCUGGAGAACCAGAAAUCGGCAGCGGCCACGGGCAACCGGCGAGAGGUGGUCGUUACAGAAAGUACCUCGUUCUAGAAAUUCUGCCUGUGUGGAACCCCUUUGGCCAAAGAUCCCCACGGACGGAACCGCCUCCUCUCCAACUGAGGGUGGAAGAAAUCAGAAGAACCUUGAGAGUUAGGCGGGGCCGGGGCUGGGCGUCUGGGCGCUGAGGCCGAAGGCUGCUUUCUCCCCUCACUUCUGUUCUCCCCCCACCUCAGCCCUGCAGAGCCGAGUCCGGCUGGCUGAUCGAGUCCACACCACUAACAAGACGGGUCCUUUCUCCUCCCCGUCAGGCUCCCGUCUCCACACCUUCACUCAGAACUCCUGACACUUCACUGACCCGGGCACCACAGUUUUCUCACCUCCAGGCUACCAGAGUGGAUCACAGGGCAGAAAGGGAAGGGUCUAGACAAACCUAGGUUCCAAUCUCUCCCCCCAUCCUCUGCAGAGUCCUCGUCUGUAAAAUGGAAACAAUCAUGAAACCUUCCUCCACGGGGCAGGGGGUGGUGGGGACAGGGUUAACAGAUCUUAGCACAGCUGAGAGUCCAACAAAUAGCACCUGCUAACGGGGCUGCCGGGUACCGGUGUUCAGGUUGUGCACUGCCCAAGGCACCAGCUGAGGAGGCAUGUGGGGGCUGAAAUCCAGCCCGGGCUCCGCUGGCACAGAAAAGAGUUGUUUUCAUCCCCCCUUACUUAUCCGUUGGGGAGGAAGGGCUUCCCACCCAUGGUUAUGGGGAUGGCCUAACAUUGGACGGCUCAGGCCAGCAGCGUUCAUUACUCACAGGUGUUCACGGCUCAGGGCGAGUGGCGCCAUGCAGCACGCAGGGCGCGUGGGGCUGCACGCAGGAACAGCGUGAACCACCAGGGGCUGUGGGAGGAAGGCUUUGCAGCACCAAGAAGGCAGAGUGACCCCUGGUUCCCGGGGGAGGAUGUGAUCGGCUUGUCUGAGGAAUCCCACCCAUUGACAGGGCAC
Leopardus geoffroyi (Geoffroy's cat) is the source of this 2764-nucleotide messenger RNA. It is a transcript of the gene SLC22A11, whose product is annotated as solute carrier family 22 member 11. NCBI's taxonomy places the organism in Eukaryota, Metazoa, Chordata, Mammalia, Carnivora, Felidae. Gene Ontology annotation, molecular function: transmembrane transporter activity. Gene Ontology annotation, biological process: transmembrane transport. The transcript is spliced from 13 exons. Gene Ontology annotation, cellular component: membrane. The record is from RefSeq and is a predicted model, not a curated record.